GACAAAAACGCUACAGAAGCAUCUAAUCAUUGUAAAUGUCGUUUUUAAGAAUAAAAAAGACAUAUCUUUCGUUAAAAAAAAAUAUAUAUAUAAGAUAUUUUUCUAAAAAGCGUAUUGUAUAGCUUAUAUCUUCUUUUUUAGUUCAAGUUUAGUUUGAAACCGGAUGGAUAUUUGUAGUUAUGUUUGGUCCGGGGUUGGGUACGUACGACAUGUGGCAUGGACUUAUUGGUUAGGAAAAGGUAAGCUUAGAGAUGAUGGGUCGAGAAAGAAGCUGUCAUAGUGUUACAUACGUCCGUGGCUUCCCCAUAUCUCACGUGCAUACAGAUAACGUAAUCACCAAUUUGUAAGUCCCCACCUUUUUUAUCUACGUGGCUUUGCCACAUCAUCCUAACCGACGGAUUUUAUCAGAUAGGAAAGUUCUUAAAACAGAGAAAGCCUUUUUUUUUGUGUCACCAAUCACUGGUUCUGUAGUUCUCUCCUCGGGACGAAUCUCUUUUAUUAUGUUAUGAAAAAAAAAUGGAAAGAGUAUGCGAGUUUUGUAAAGCGUAUAGAGCAGUGGUUUAUUGUAUAGCCGAUGCAGCGAGUCUUUGUUUGACAUGUGAUGCAAAGGUUCAUUCAGCUAAUUCACUAUCUGGACGACAUUUACGAACGGUUUUAUGUGAUUCUUGUAAGGACCAGCCUUGUGUUGUUCGAUGUUUUGACCAUAGAAUGUUUCUUUGCCAUGGAUGUAACGAUAAGUUCCAUGGUGGUGGUGGUGUCUCUUCUGAGCAUCAUAGAAGGGAUGAUGUGGCGUGUUACACCGGGUGUCCUCGUGCUAGAGAUUUCGCGGUUAUGUGGGGUUUUCGAGUUAUGGAUGAUGAUGGUUCGUUAGAGGAAUCUUUACGAAUGGUUAAACCUAAGGGACGAUCCGAGAUGAAAAAGGUGCAAAGAGAAGCUGGUUUUGUCUUGGAACAGAUUCUUGAAUUGGAGAAACUUCAGCUCAAGGAAGAGAAUGAUGGUUUGUCUUUGAUAGAACGAGCUGAUCCUUCUCCAUUGGAGCUUCCCAAGAAAUCUGAAGAGUGGUUAAAUGAUCUUCCGCAGAACGGAAAAGAGCUGAUUGUUGACUUUUCACACUUGUCCUCGUCUUCUACACUUGGUGAUUCCUUUUGGGAAUGCAAAAGUCCAUAUAAUAAGAACAAUCAGUUGUGGCAUCAAAACCUACAAGACAUUGGAGUUUGUGAAGAGACCGUUUGCGAUGAUGAUGACUUCCAUAUACCUGACAUUGAUAUCACUUUCAGAAACUUUGAUGAAGAGCAAUUUGGAGCUGAUCCUGAGCCGAUUGCAGACAGUAACAACAUGUUCUUUGUUUCUUCCUUAGACAAGCCAAGAGAGAUGAAGACAUUUUCUUCUUCAUUCAAUAAUCCCAUAUUUGCACCUACACCAGCUUCAUCAUCUAUCUCAUUCUCAAAUAGCCAAACCGACUACCCUCACAACCACUCAGAGCAAGUAAUCUCAUUUUGUUCCCCUCUCUCUAACAAUGCACGUCAAAAGGCCAUCUCAAGGCUCAAGAUGAAGAAGAGAGCACGAGCGGAGGAGAAAUGAGCUUAGUAUAUCUUAAACCUUUCAUAAUCUGGAUUCAGGGAGGAGAAAUGAGCUUAGUAUAUCUUAAACCUUUCAUAAUCUGGAUUCAGGGAGGAGAAAUGAGCUUAGUAUAUCUUAAACCUUUCAUAAUCUGGAUUCAGGGAGGAGAAAUGAGCUUAGUAUGGUUCCCAAGACAACGCAUAGCUACUGGAUUUGUACCAUGCCCUUUUGUACAUAAGACUCACUAAUCUACCAUUUCAUCUAUGAUCUAUUUUUAAUUUUUACAUGACUCAGUUUCUUGCAUGUAACUGUGUAUCUGAAACUGAUUAUUUUGCUUCAACAUUUACUUUGUUAAUCACA
Messenger RNA from Camelina sativa (false flax), 1920 nucleotides. The record is from RefSeq and is a predicted model, not a curated record. Lineage: Eukaryota; Viridiplantae; Streptophyta; Magnoliopsida; Brassicales; Brassicaceae.